Messenger RNA from Paramecium sonneborni, 971 nucleotides. The record is from the annotation of a GenBank genome assembly. Lineage: Eukaryota; Ciliophora; Oligohymenophorea; Peniculida; Parameciidae.
AUGAUUUAAAGUCUUGGAAGAUAAGUUUUAAUGUGUGGAGAUGGAGCAAAUGAUUGUGUAAUUAUUUUUCAUUAAAUAUUAUUAGUCAGCUAUUUCAUAAGCUUAAGUAGGAAUAUCAUUUAGUGAAGCUGAUGCAUCAUAUACAGCUCCUUUUAGUAGUAAAUCUACUUCAUUAGAUUGUGUAGUUAAGGUACUAUUAUAAGGUAAAGCAGCUACAAUGACCAUUAUUGAAGUUUUCUAAUAUUAAAUUAGCGUUAAUACAUUAAAAUUCAUAGCUGUUUUAUUUACAUUUUUAGAAGCUGAAACAUUUGCAGAUUUUUAAUUCACUUAUACAAGUAUUAUUUCAAACAUUCCAUUACUGAUAUUUUUAUGUCUGUCUGGUCCAUCUGAUACUUUAGCUAAAUAUAAUCCUUUAGAUGAUUAAUUUGCCAUUUAUAAUUAAAUUUAAAUUCAUAACAAUUUAAUUUGGGGAUCAGCUGGGUAUUAUAAUAUAUUCAUUAUUAGAUUAAUAAUUAAUUUUUUUAUAUCAUAAGCAGUCAGAGAUGUACAUACAUGUGAGUUUAAUGAACCUAUUACAAAUUGUAUACCAAAACCAAUUGAAGAAUUAAAAAAAACAGGAGAUAUUUAAUCUGUUAUGUUUAUGAGUUUAAUGUUCUUCUUUAUGACAUUUGCAAUCAAUCUUUAUAUCUCAAAUCCAUUCAAAUAAAGAUAUUAUAGAAACUAUUUAUUACUCUUAUGGACGAUAUUAGGAUUCAUCUUAUUUUUUGUUUCAGCUAUAUUCCCAACUGGUGGAAAAUGGGCUAAAUUAAUUAAUGUUAAUAAUAAUGCGUAUCAUUUUUUAAUUAUUUUUUAGUUUUAAAGGAUAUAAUUGGAUAAUGAUAGCUGUUGUUGUAAUUGCCUCCUUUUUUGGAUUUAUUACUUAGGCUUUAUUACAAAAAUAUCUUCCUUCAAAAAAGAAGAUAGAAUUUUGA